UUGCGCAGCGCCGCAUGAAAUCGCGCACACCGUUCUCUCUUCAGAGCAGGAAUCAAAACAACAGAGGGACACGCCUUCUUCAUGGUGUACCUCUGCUGUCAACACUGCCUGCACGAUCCGGAGGUGGAUGAUGAUGGUCGAACCGUAACAUCUGCAUCACCUGUGCGUUAACAUUCGCGUUGCGUUCGUCAACUAACUUACCGUUGAUAUGACAUCCGCAGAAACGCUCGGCGGCCGCUGACAGACCGCGUUCACAUCCAUUAUGCCCAACCAGAAGAGCAACAAGGGGAAGAGAAAUAAACGCACGAACAGUAGCGGAGACGAGCAAGAAAAUGGAGCCUCCGCGGUCUCGGCAGGACCUGCCUCCGUGUUGACCGGGGCCACGGCGGGUCCGCCGAGCGACAACAGAAGCGAAGCCCCGUGUGCCACCCCACUGGUGUGCAGUUUAGGUCGUCCCAUUGACCUUGAGAAGGACGACUACCAGCGGGUGGUGUGCAACAGUGAACUCUGCCCCUAUGGCAACUGGAUGCACCUGCAGUGUUUCUACGAGUGGGAGAGCAGCAUUCUAGUGCAGUUCAACUGCAUCGGCCGAGCCCGCAGCUGGAACGAGAAGCAGUGCCGACAGAACAUGUGGACCAAAAAAGGCUACGAUCUGGCCUUCCGCUUCUGCUCCUGCCGCUGUGGCCAAGGACACCUGAAAAAAGACACGGACUGGUACCAGGUAAAACGCAUGCAUGAUGAGCGGAAGAAAAAGAUGCCGGAGAAGGGAAGCGGGAAGCUCAGCCUCGGCGCCUCCGCAGGUGGUGCCUGCGGGGGUGAACCUUCCGAUGAGCCCAAGAAAGGCAAAUCAUCCGGCAGCCAUAAACUGGCUCACCGUGGCUCUUGUCAGGAGUUGCCUCGCAGGCAGUCGGUGGAUUGGCAGGGUGCUCAGGAGAGAGGCCACGGGAUUCCUCCCAGUGCUGGUAGUGCGUGUUCGCACGGUCUCCGGUCCCCGUGCGAGUCCCCUGCUCAGUCCCCUACAUCCGGCUUCUCCUUCUCACCCCAGUCUUUCGGCGUGCCACGCACCUCCAUGCACCUGGGAGAGUUUCUGAAGAAUGCCGUACAUACGGAUAGCCAAAGGAAGCAUUUUCUGCCCGGAAACAUGGUGGCACGCGGAGCUCACCUGGAGCAGGGGGCUGCCGGCAUGUGCCUGCCUCGCCUCUCUCCGGGAGACAACCCCGUGCAGUUUCUGCGGAGGCUGGAUCUCUCCGAGCUGCUCACGCACAUUCCUCGACACAAGCUCAACACCUACCACGUGCGGAUGGAAGACGAUGCCCAAGCCGGCCAAGGAGAGGAUCUUCGGAAGUUCAUCCUCUCGGCUCUCAGCGCGAGUCACCGUAAUGUGGUGAACUGUGCCCUUUGCCAUCACACUCUGCCCAUUUUUGAACAGUUUCCUUUAGUGGACGGGACACUGUUUCUGAGCCCUUCUCGCCAUGAUGAGAUUGAGUAUGACGUGCCAUGCCAUUUACAAGGGAGGCUGAUGCAUCUUUAUGCCAUCUGUGUCGACUGCCUCGAAGGAGUGCACAAAAUCGUGUGUAUUAAAUGCAAAUCCAGGUGGGAUGGAAGCUGGCACCAGCUGGGCACCAUGUACACAUACGACAUACUGGCUGCAUCACCAUGCUGCCAGGCCCGGCUAAACUGCAAGCAUUGUGGGAAACCGGUCAUAGAUGUACGUGUUGGCAUGCAGUAUUUCUCUGAAUACAGCAAUGUACAGCAGUGUCCGCACUGCGGCAAUCUGGACUAUCACUUUGUAAAGCCAUUCUCCUCCUUUAAAGUACUCGAAGCUUAUUGACAAAAGUUGCAAUUGCAUGUUAGUACUUUUCUCUGUUUUUUUCUAUUCAUAGAAUAACUUUUUUGAGCUCUUGUUGAAACUUUGUGUGGGUUUAGUUCUGUUUAGGACAAAAUAGAACGAAUCAAAGAAAACGCAAUGUUAGGACGUCAUCUUUUAUUAAGAGAAAGAAGGCGUGCUUUGCCAUCCCUGAAAUGUUUGAGCUUACAUUUAAAAUAAAGCAACAACAAAACUGUGACAAGUGAAUGUAUCUCUGUAUGCCAAAUUUGCUCUUUUGUACAAAAACUAAGAAAACAAUAAAAUAUAUAAAAGGAUA
This is a messenger RNA of Misgurnus anguillicaudatus (oriental weatherfish), 2144 nucleotides long. RefSeq names its product hdc homolog, cell cycle regulator (gene heca). NCBI's taxonomy places the organism in Eukaryota, Metazoa, Chordata, Actinopteri, Cypriniformes, Cobitidae. The record is from RefSeq and is a predicted model, not a curated record.